CAUCAAAGAUACUGUACAUCAACAGAGAGGAGCGACGCUUCAGCGGAAAAACCUUCAUUAGCAUCUGAUCCUGCAGAGAUGGUGGAGUGUAGUGACAAGCUUUUCUGCUGCAGGUGGGUGCGCCACAGGGUUCCCCUGGCCUACAGAGACGAGCUGUACCACAUCUUGAGGAUGACAGGGCCUCUGCUGCUCUCUCGAAUCCUCACGUACCUGCUUCCAUUUGUGGUUACGAUGUUCUGUGGGCGUCUGGGAAAUGAUGUGAUGGCUGGCUAUGGACUAGCUUCUGCUACUAUAAAUGUUACCACUGCAGCAACAGGUUGUGGUCUGGGACUGGCGUGUGAUACUUUGGUGUCUCAGACAUUUGGUGGAAAGAACCUGCUGCGGGUUGGAGUAAUCCUUCAGCGGGGCAUCAUCAUCCUGCUGUUGUUCUGUCUGCCCUGCUGGGGUCUCCUCAUUAACGCUGAGGCCAUCCUGUUAUGCAUGGGACAGGACCCUAACGUGGCCAGAAUAGCCCAGCUGUAUAUUACAGCCUUCAUCCCAGCUGUACCAGCGAUGUUUUUACACGGGCUUCAGGUGUCUUAUCUGCAGAACCAGGGUAUAAUACUGCCACAGAUGUACACUGCUGCCUUGGCAAAUAUAGCAAAUGUGCUGACAAACUACAUCUUUCUUUACUGGCUGGAUCUGGGUGUUAGUGGAUCUGCUGCCGCCAAUACUCUGUCACAGAUUUACGUCUGUGGUUUUAUGUUUGCUUGGAUUUGGUGGAAGAAGCUCCAUGUAACAACAUGGGGAGGCUGGUCUGUAGAAUCGCUACAGGAGUGGGGCUCCUACAUGAAACUGGCCAUUCCCAGCACGUUAAUGACAUGUUUCGAGUGGUGGGUUUAUGAGUUUGGGGGAUUUUUUGCAGGAAUGCUGAGUGAAGAUGAGCUGGCAGCCCAACAUGCUGUGAUAAUGGUGGCUUUCAUCACCUACAUGUUCCCUCUCGGCAUCCAAGCUGCAGCGUGUGCCCGUGUGGGUAACGCCCUCGGUGCAGGGGACACCGCCAGGGCGAUCCUCACCAGCAAAAUGUCGCUCACUCUUGCAGGUAGCUUUGCAGUUGUUGAGGGUCUUGUGCUUGGCUCCACUAAGACGGUGAUCGGCUACAUGUUCACCUCUGACGAGAAGAUCGUGGGUCUGGUUUCUCAUCUGAUGGAUGCUUACUGCUUCCUUCAGUUCUUUGAUGGUCUUGUGUGUGUGUGCACAGGCAUCUUCUUGGGCACGGGCAAACAGAAGAUUCCAGCUGUGGCCAAUUUCAUUGGAUACUACUGCAUAGGACUUUCACUGAGUGUCACUCUAAUGUUUGUCGCAAAACUGAGAGUUUUAGGUUUUUGGCUGGGACUUCUCAUUUGUGUCGUCGUACAAUCCACCUUCUACAUCAUAGUCAUCUUCAAGCUGAACUGGAAGAGAAUGACAGAGGAGGCUGUGAAACGAGCUCAGAAAAAGACGCAUAUGGCAUUAAUAAGCACAGCUGAUGACCAGACAGUAAGUAAUGGGAAUUCAGUGGAAGGCUACAUGUCAGUGAGCACCGAGAGCCAUGAUGGGAACCCGGGGACGCAGGGUGGACGCGGGGUCCAGCAGCUGAAGGGUGGCCGUCUCUCCAUCACACAGCUCAUCCUCAGCCGAGGCCUCACUAUGUUUGCAGCAGUUGCUCUUCUAGCCGUGGGAGCAAGCGUGCACUUCCUCGUGCCCUUGCCAGAGACUUCAAAGGCCAACCUUACUUCAGAAUGGAUCAAUACAACAUAUAGUCCUGAUCAAAUCUUUUCCACUGUGCUGCUCCCAACUGAAGAGUCAGGGUUGCCUUGAGAGCCUUGAUCAUAAAGGCAUUGUUCGUGUUCAGUGUCAUAAAAAACAUGUAAUUUUAGACUUUUGUUGACUCAUUAUUGUUGGCAGAAAGGGAACAAACAGUGGCACUUCUGAUGGAAAAUCUAAGUGAAUUAAUGGUGGAACUCAUCAGCAUUGUUUACCUCAUCUGCACCAUCAUGUUAACCUGUAACUCUGCACGAUAAAUGUUUCACUCAAGUGAAGAAUGGUUUGCUCGCUGUUUAGGGCAUUCAUAAACGUAACUCAGAAGUCAACGAAUAACUAAUUGACAACUCAUUUAUUCUUAUGGCAAAGGAGAUGAAGGUGAUUCUAGAAACAUGAAUAAGUCCAAUUUAUUGAAUAAAGAAAAC
Molecule: messenger RNA, 2207 nt
Organism: Acanthopagrus latus (yellowfin seabream)
Lineage: Eukaryota; Metazoa; Chordata; Actinopteri; Spariformes; Sparidae
Gene: slc47a4
Product: solute carrier family 47 member 4
Exons: 17
Coding region: 79-1839 (586 amino acids)
Biological process (GO): xenobiotic detoxification by transmembrane export across the plasma membrane
Cellular component (GO): membrane
Molecular function (GO): xenobiotic transmembrane transporter activity; antiporter activity
Source: RefSeq, a predicted model, not a curated record